CUGCUGCCAAGCCGGAAGACGAUGCAUGCCGGCUUCUUCAUUACGGAAAGCAGUCUGGUCGGAGAAGCCGUUUGCGCGCGACUGGUUUCCCUUUUGUUCUCUCACCACUAUCACUAAAAGUCUUGCAUAGAUUGUUUUACCACCGGCCAUGAUAAAGGACAAAGAAGCAUUUCAGAGACUCAAUUUCCUCUAUCAGGCAGCACAUUGUGUUCUCGCACAAAACCCAGACAACCAGGAGUUGGCCCGCUUCUACUGCCACACCCAGAACAGCAUCAGCCGACGGCUGGUCUUAAGACAGGACCCCUCUGUGAAAAGGACCGUCUGUAAAUCUUGCUUCUCCCUUCUUGUCCCUGGGGUCAGCUCAACUGUGCGCCAGAGAAAACGCCGUAAUCAGCGGUGGACUGCUGUGCGGUGUCUCAACUGUGGCCUAACCAAGCGUUUCCUCAGCGACCCUGACUAUAAGUUGUGGUCGGAGCAACCUGAGGCGUUACUAGAGAACCAGACACCAGCUGGUGAAGGACCAAAAGGCCAGAUGCCCAGCUCAAUUCAACGGCCGCCCAAGGUCUCCCUAACGGAAAAGGCAACAGCCCCGGAUUCCACCCCUUGCAGCCAUCCUUCCUCUGAGAAGACCCCUGUGGGUGCCAAAUCUAAAGGACAGAAAGGACCAAGUGAGAAGUGACCCUUUCCUUGGGAACAGGAUCUAUCUUCCAAAUUAGGCAAGCAGCUGUGGAUUGGUAGCAAAUCUGGGGAGGCGUGGGGUAGCCCUGAAUUGGAGCAGAGAAACGAAUGCGGCCAGCAAGAUAACUUGUUGCGGAAAGAAGACCGUGGACUCCUGUUUGCAUGCAAAAUCCCAGUUAGCGACUUGGAGGACUGGGAUGGAUGGCUCAGACCAGAUGAGUUUGAGGAUAAAGGUCCUCUUGUAUAGGGCACCCAGUUGUGAGGUGGGAAGGGUGGGUGUUGUCCUCUCUUACAGCCCACAGAGGCCUGGUGAGGAGGCUUCACUCAUCACCACUGCCUGUGUCCCCUUUCUCCCGCCGUCUCCAUAGUUAGAAAUCCCUUCACACUCUGUUCCUUAUUUGUGCCCACAAGUAUUGCUUCCUUCCAGGUGGCACUCACUGCCUGGAUUUUGCCAAUUGAGACAUCAGUUUGGGAGGUGGGUGGGUAUGCAGCUAGGUAAGUCCCAUGUCCAGAGGACUGGGGAUGCUGAUGCCAGGAGAUUUGGGUGAACGCUUGAGGGGAAGGAAUGUGAGGGAGGGAUAGCUCCAACCCAACUUCACUCUUGUAUAGGAGAAAGCUGUGUGAAGAACAGGAAAUAAAAUUUUGUUUCACAAAGA
Elgaria multicarinata webbii is the source of this 1334-nucleotide messenger RNA. It is a transcript of the gene RPP21, whose product is annotated as ribonuclease P/MRP subunit p21. Gene Ontology annotation, biological process: tRNA processing. Gene Ontology annotation, cellular component: nucleolar ribonuclease P complex. The coding region runs from base 149 to 679 and encodes 176 amino acids. The record is from RefSeq and is a predicted model, not a curated record. Lineage: Eukaryota; Metazoa; Chordata; Lepidosauria; Squamata; Anguidae. The transcript has 6 exons.